UUCAUAAACAGCUCGUCAACCACCUCGGUAGCUUGCUAGCCAACAUAGCCGAAAGAUUCAUGCUAUUUAUACGCUUUCGGUGUAUAUUAGCUGCUGUAUUUUAGCCACACUUCUGUCGUAUCUAGUUGUUAACCUAUUUAAUUGCAUAUUACGUUAUUUUGUAUUAGUCAGCUAUAGUAGCUGGCUGGUUAAGUUAGCACUAGCCUAGUCGCUAAUGAUAGCUAGCUAGCUAACAUCCCUGAACAUGAGCUCCCUAAACUUCUCCCCUCUUGUUAAAGAAGAGGCGGUCUGCUGGACGGAGAAAGAAGCUUUGGGGCUGAACAUUGUCGUGAAAGAGGAGAAGGAAGAAGAGGAUGUCACAGUAAAACAAGAAGUAGAGGGUGUUACAGUGAAAGAAGAAGAGAAAGACGCGUUCAGAGUUUAUGGAUUGAAAAAGGAGGAUGAUUUUUCUGUGAACGAAAAGGAGGAAGAUGACGUUUUUGGAGUGGAGGAUGAAGAGGGGGAGAUUACUGUCACAUUAGAGGAGGAUGAAGAAGAGAGGGCUGGAGAUCUGAUUAACACCAGUAAAUACAGAGAGAGAUGUGACUAUCGUGGAUCCUCUGGGGAGCCUCGACAACAUCAUGGGGCAGGGAAAAGUCUCUCCAGAUCAGAACUCCUCAAGAAACACCAGCAGAGGCCCACAGGGAAGAAAUCUAUUUGCUGCUCUGACUGUGGGACACGUUGCAAAUCUUCAUCAGAACUUAAGAUACACCAGAGAACACACACAGGAGAGAAACCUUAUAGCUGUGAUCAAUGUGGGAGGAGUUUUACUCAGUCAGGCUCCCUGAAAUCACACCAUAGAACACACACAGGAGAGAAAUCUUAUAGCUGUGAUCAAUGUGGGAAGAGUUUUACUACAUCUAGCAAUCUGACUGCACACCAGAGAACACACACAGGAGAGAAACCAUAUAGCUGUGAUCAAUGUGGGAGAAGUUUUGCUAAAUCUAGCCAUCUGACUACACACCAGAGAACACACACAGGAGAGAAACCUUAUAGCUGUGAUCAAUGUGGGAAGAGUUUUACUACUUCUGGCUAUCUAACUAUACACCAAAGAACACACACAGGAGAGAAACCAUAUAGCUGUGAUCAAUGUGGGAAGAGUUUUUCUUCUUCUAGCUAUCUAACUAUACACCAUAGAACACACACAGGAGAGAAACCAUAUAGCUGUGAUCAAUGUGGGAAGAGUUUUACUCAGCCAAACAGCCGGAAUAUACACAAGCGGACACACACAGGGGAAGAGAUACUCUGAUUAAAGAUCUCUGAUUAAACAUCAAAUACAAGGAGUUGUUUCAUGAUAUCAAUGAAAUAAUGUCACAAUGUAGAAUGUUUUAAUGAUGUCACAAUGUAGAAUGUUUUAACAUUGUAGUAGGAGUAUUUUAAUGUCACAAUGUAGAAGCCUAAACAUUUGUCCCUGUUACACUUACCAUGUUGGUGACCCACUUGAAUCAAAAUGCAACACUUCAAAAUGUAGCGAUCUGUUUUCUACAAAUUGUUCUCUAACCAGGGAUGUACAGGUUACUCCCAGAUUCCGUGUGGUUUUUGAGCUGUUAGUUUUAACAGGACGUGCAACCUCAUCUCCCUCUCGCACAAAUUAUUUUAGCAUGAUAUUGGUGAGUUAUGACAAAUAAGUGUUGUGUUCCUUUGUUUAGUGACCCCUACAUUUAAAUGCAUCACUCCAAAAUGUAGCUGACUGUCUUCUGCAGGUUGUCCUCUAACCAGUGAGGUAAAAUAUAUCUCCCAUUUCCAUGUUUUUUUUUAGUUGUGUUAGUUUCCAUAUCACAUACAACCUAAUUUCCCCCCUAAUCGAUAUCAGUAGUUUAUUGCUACUUGUCAAAACAACAGCGUUUUUGGUGCAGGACAACUUGGUUUCUGAUUGUCUCAAGGUUGGCAGUCAAAAAGUUUUGCGUUUAGCCAGUAAUUGCCAUGGAUCUUAUUUUGACUGCUUGUUUUUCUGUUUUUGGAGAUGAGUUUUGUUUGGGCUCGUUCCAAGUGGACGGCAGUUCUAGAAGCAAGUGAGUUUUAGGAAGACGAGAGUUCUAGAAGCUAGUGGACGUGAAUGUUUCUGUUUUAUAUGGUACCAGGGAGAGAUGACCUCAGGGCCAGACCCUGGUCUCUACACAAAGAGUACUGUUUUUACAGCAGAUACUGUCUGCUGAGAAUUAUAACUAUCUUUGAUUCAAAUCUAAACCUUGUGACCCGUUCUGUACAUCUAUUAUCGGUCAUGUAGGUUGAAAGGAGAGUAUCUUGGCUAUAAAAGACCUUUGUACUUUUGUCCUGUGGGUCGACCAGCCAUCAUUAUCAUAGAGCCUUCAAUUGAUUCACUUUAUAUGUGUACGUUGUAUUGACCUGCUCCCUUAUUUAGAAGUGAAUACAGAUUUAGUUAAAGAAUAACUCUGACUUGUGUGAUAAGUUUCUCUCCUCAUUUGAUAUUAAAGAAGUUAACCACCACAUUUGGCGAUGGGGAUGUUAAUCUUCACUUGGUGACCUGGCUCCUGACGACAUGGGUAACUGACCUGGCUCCUGACGACCUGGGAAACUGACCUGGCUCCUGACGACCUGG
Molecule: messenger RNA, 2599 nt
Organism: Salvelinus fontinalis (brook trout)
Lineage: Eukaryota; Metazoa; Chordata; Actinopteri; Salmoniformes; Salmonidae
Product: gastrula zinc finger protein XlCGF17.1-like
Exons: 2
Coding region: 245-1288 (347 amino acids)
Biological process (GO): regulation of transcription by RNA polymerase II
Cellular component (GO): nucleus
Molecular function (GO): RNA polymerase II transcription regulatory region sequence-specific DNA binding; DNA-binding transcription factor activity, RNA polymerase II-specific
Source: RefSeq, a predicted model, not a curated record